GAUUCACGUCAGCGGCGGCGCGCGCCUGGCUGGGCCCUGCGGAGCGGGAGGGAAGGAGCGCAGGAGCGAGCGGAGCGGCGGUCGCCAGAGCCCAGCCGAGCCGAGCCGCGCCGCCAGCCCGCUCGCUCGCUCGCUCGCUCGCUCGCGCUCCAGUCGCCGUGUCUAGCAGCGGGGCCCAGCAUGGUCAUGGCGGAUGGCCCGAGGCACUUGCAGCGCGGGCCGGUCCGGGUGGGGUUCUACGACAUCGAGGGCACGCUGGGCAAGGGCAACUUCGCCGUGGUGAAGCUGGGGCGGCACCGGAUCACUAAGACGGAGGUGGCGAUAAAAAUAAUAGAUAAAUCUCAGCUGGAUGCAGUGAACCUCGAGAAAAUUUACCGAGAAGUGCAAAUAAUGAAAAUGUUAGACCACCCUCACAUAAUCAAACUUUAUCAGGUAAUGGAGACCAAGAGUAUGUUGUACCUUGUGACAGAAUAUGCCAAAAAUGGAGAAAUAUUUGACUAUCUUGCUAAUCAUGGCCGGUUAAAUGAGUCUGAAGCCAGGCGAAAAUUCUGGCAAAUCCUAUCUGCUGUUGAUUACUGUCACGGCCGGAAGAUUGUGCACCGUGACCUCAAGGCUGAAAAUCUCCUGCUGGAUAACAACAUGAAUAUCAAAAUAGCAGAUUUCGGUUUUGGAAAUUUCUUUAAAAGUGGUGAACUGCUGGCAACGUGGUGUGGCAGCCCCCCUUAUGCAGCCCCAGAAGUCUUUGAAGGGCAGCAGUAUGAAGGACCACAGCUGGACAUUUGGAGUAUGGGAGUUGUUCUUUAUGUGCUUGUCUGUGGUGCACUGCCUUUUGAUGGACCGACACUUCCAAUUUUGAGGCAGAGGGUUUUGGAAGGAAGAUUCCGGAUUCCAUAUUUCAUGUCAGAAGAUUGUGAGCACCUUAUUCGAAGAAUGCUGGUCCUUGACCCAUCUAAACGGCUAACCAUAGCUCAGAUUAAAGAGCAUAAGUGGAUGCUCAUAGAAGUCCCUGUGCAGAGACCUGUUCUCUACCCACAAGAGCAAGAAAAUGAGCCAUCCAUCGGGGAAUUUAAUGAACAGGUUCUGCGAUUGAUGCACAGCCUUGGAAUAGAUCAGCAGAAAACAAUUGAGUCUUUGCAGAACAAGAGCUAUAACCACUUUGCUGCCAUUUACUUCUUGUUGGUGGAGCGCCUAAAGUCACAUAGAAGUAGUUUUCCUGUGGAGCAGAGGCUUGAUGGUCGCCAACGGCGGCCUAGCACCAUUGCAGAACAAACAGUUGCCAAGGCGCAGACUGUGGGGCUCCCAGUGACCAUGCACUCAACAAACGUGAGACUGAUGCGAUCUACCCUCCUCCCACAGGCAUCCAACGUGGAAGCCUUUUCAUUUCCAGCGUCCAGCUGUCAGGCGGAAGCUGCGUUUAUGGAAGAAGAGCGUGUCGACACUCCAAAGGUAAACGGCUGUCUUCUUGACCCUGUGCCUCCUGUCCUGGUGAGGAAGGGAUGCCAGUCAUUGCCUAGCAACGUGAUGGAGACCUCCAUUGAUGAAGGGCUGGAGACAGAAGGGGAAGCCGAGGAAGACCCUAGUCAUGCCUUUGAAGCUUUCCAGGCCACACGCAGUGGGCAGCGAAGGCACACACUGUCAGAAGUGACCAACCAACUGGUCGUGAUGCCUGGGGCAGGGAAAAUUUUCUCUAUGAGUGACAACCCCUCCCUUGACAGUGUGGACUCUGAGUAUGAUAUGGGGUCUGCUCAGAGGGACCUCAACUUUCUGGAGGACAACCCUUCCCUGAAGGACAUCAUGUUAGCCAAUCAGCCCUCACCCCGCAUGACCUCGCCUUUCAUAAGCCUGAGACCUGCCAACCCAGCCAUGCAGGCUCUGAGCUCCCAGAAACGUGAGGUCCACAACCGAUCACCAGUGAGCUUCAGAGAAGGCCGCAGGGCAUCGGAUACCUCCCUUACCCAAGGAAUUGUAGCAUUUAGACAACAUCUACAGAAUCUGGCUAGAACCAAAGGAAUUCUGGAGUUGAACAAAGUGCAGCUGCUCUAUGAGCAGAUGGGCUCAGAGGCAGAUCCUAACUUGGCAUCAGCUGCUCCUCAGCUCCAAGACCUCACCAGCAGUUGCCCUCAGGAGAAAGUUUCUCAGCAACAGGAAAGCAUCUCCACUCUCCCUGCCAGUGUGCACCCUCACCUUUCCCCAAGGCAAAGCCUGGAAACCCAAUACCUGCAGCAUAGACUCCAGAAACCCAGCCUUUUGUCAAAGGCCCAGAACACUUGUCAGCUUUAUUGUAAAGAACCACCUCGGAGUCUGGAGCAGCAGCUGCAGGAACACAGGCUCCAACAGAAGCGGCUCUUCCUCCAGAAGCAAUCUCAGCUGCAGGCGUAUUUUAAUCAGAUGCAGAUAGCGGAGAGCUCCUACCCUCAGCCAAAUCAGCAGCUGCCCCUUCCCCACCAGGAGAAUCCACCACCGUCCCAGCAGCCCCCGCCAUUCAGCCUGACCCAGCCCCUGAGCCCCGUCCUGGAGCCCUCUUCCGAGCAGAUGCAAUACACCCCUUUCCUCAGCCAGUACCAGGAGAUGCAGCUGCAGUCCCUGCCCUCGGCGCCCAGUCCCCGGGCUCCACCUCCUUUGUCCACGCAGCUGCAGCAGCAGCAGCCACCACCCCCACCACCUCCUCCACCACCACAGCAGCCAGGAGCUGCUCCAGCCCCCUUACAGUUCUCCUAUCAGACUUGUGAGCUGCCAAGUGCCACCUCGUCGGCACCAGACUAUGCUACUCCCUGUCAGUAUCCAGUGGACGGAGCCCAGCAGAGUGGUCUCUCAGGCCCGGACUGUCCCAGCUCAGGACUGCAGGAGGCCUCCUCCAGCUAUGACCCGCUAGCCCUCUCUGAGCUCCCUGGACUCUUUGAUUGUGAAAUGCUAGACGCCGUGGACCCACAACACAAUGGGUAUGUUCUGGUGAAUUAAUCUCAGCACAGGAAGUGAGUUGGGGCUAAUGAAGGCAGACUGUACUUCUAUUUUUAUUCCAGCCUUUUAAAUUUAAAGCUUAUUUUCUUGCCCUUUCCCUAAUGGGGAAAAAAAUGAAGUUGCCCAACUGGAAUCAGAGGGCUUGGCUGGGAUGGAUGUUCUUCCUCCUGGCUCUGUCCUACCACAAAGUUCUCUGUGGGCAAGCGUUGGAAUAUAGUUGUAGGCUGAAGCUCAGGCCCUUAAGUAAGGUGUAACAAGCUCCCAAGAGAGGCACCAACAAAUGUUUUCAUAAGACGACAACAUUUAUACAUAGGCUUUAUGCAGGAUUACACCAGUUCGUUAUCAAGGGGAACCUUGGUGAAAGCAGGAAGAAUGUGUGCGUUGCAUAAAUUUCCAUAGGCCGAACCAAAAAGGCCACCACACACUGCUUCAAGGCAAAUCAAGAAUACGUAAUGAAAUUUGAUGCACAGGAAAUAAAGGAAAGCCGUGCUUGGCCAUUGAGUCGUAAGUUUUUGGCUGCUGAUGCAGGUUGUCUCCAAGACUGACCAUCGCAAAGCAGUAGAGCAGGAGCUCUGUUUCAGGGGCCACUAAAUAACAGCUGGCACUGACCCCUGAGAUCUGUAGUCUUCAUCUAGGAGCAAGUGAUGCACCUGUGCAGAAGUGCCCGAGUUACCAAGAGUCAGAAUAUACUCAGGGCUCCAAACAUGUCACCCAUAGAACCAACAGGAAACCCACCACCAUGGAGGCUUGGUGCAAGAAACGGGAAAGCACAAGGAGCCCCAGCCCUGGGCCAGGAAGCCAGGCUCUUCCUGUGCAGUCUCUGGUGGAGACUUGUGGGUGGGAGGUCCAUCUCCAGGGGACUUUUCUCUUCCACCACAUAGUAACUCCUUUGACUUACACUAUUUGACUUAUACUAUUGCUAAUAGUUUAUUGAGCUUUGCAUAUUUGGACAGUUUUAUAUAGGGCUCAGACAUUUUAAGGAUUCAGAAAAUGAACUUUUAUGUCCCAUGUGAAGUGGUCGUGCUGUGCCUUUCCCCCAGUCAUACUUCAAUUCUUUCUUUUCGGUAGAAAUCCAGUUUCCAUUUAUGUCAGUGCUAAAUCCAAAGUUACUUCAGUUUGUUUUCCACCAUGUGGGAAUCGGCAUUCUUAAUUUCCUUAAGGUUUUGACUUGUACUGAAAUAUUCAAGUAUUACAGCAAUAUUCAAAGAAUCACAGAUGUGUUAACCAUUUAAGCAGAUCAUCUAUAUUUCUAGAAAAACUUAACCCAUACAAUUUACUCACCAAAGUAAGUGAAAAAUAGAUACUACAGCUAGUUAACUGUGUGCCUAGGCAUAAUGAAUAAUCUGGUAUUUGGACAGUGACAUCCAGAUGUUAACAGUUCAGUAUUAUUUAUAAAAACUUAUAAUUUCUGUCCUUUAGAGUGGCUUGUCCUAUCAGCAGAUGAAUGCGCUAAGCACAAGCGUCUUCCUUAAAGCACAAGAAGAGAGAUACUACACUGAUGCUGCAUCUAGAACACCUUUAAGUUGCCUUUCCUCUUUGUAGUAAGUGUCCAGGCAGGUGAGGAGAGCAUGGGAGUUUACGGAAGAGCCGUUUUGGCCCCCAGCCCAGCCCCUGCCAAUGUUGGUGACUUGAGCAGUCCUUGUGGCUUGCCAGAGACUGCCUAGCUGUCACAGCCCCCGCUGGUGCCAGGCUGCAGAGGCACUCUGCUUGGAGUUGGGCUCUGGGUGCCAGCAGGGAAGGGUAGCAGGAGGGACUGUCACUUUCGUGAUUUAAUAACACAGUGAAAAUCCAGAAAGAAUGAAUUCUGAUCCUUUUAUGGGUUGUUUAUUCCUCCUUGUGCUUAAGACUGAUGAUUUCAUGAGAUAAAGAACAUCAUUUCAUUU
Molecule: messenger RNA, 4841 nt
Organism: Castor canadensis (American beaver)
Lineage: Eukaryota; Metazoa; Chordata; Mammalia; Rodentia; Castoridae
Source: RefSeq, a predicted model, not a curated record